Molecule: messenger RNA, 1264 nt
Organism: Boleophthalmus pectinirostris (great blue-spotted mudskipper)
Lineage: Eukaryota; Metazoa; Chordata; Actinopteri; Gobiiformes; Gobiidae
Gene: lum
Product: lumican
Exons: 3
Coding region: 88-1116 (342 amino acids)
Molecular function (GO): protein binding
Source: RefSeq, a predicted model, not a curated record
AGCUUUUAAACUACAGUUUUCUUUUCUACUGGCCUUCCACCCUGUGCACACCAAGAGACUAAAGAAUAGUUUCUGUUGGCAGGCAUCAUGUUAUCGCUUCGCGUUUCUCUUCUGGCCAUAUUGGUAGGCAUGGCCCUUUGCCAAUAUUAUGAAGAUGAAUACGAGUUUGCUGCACAAGUUCAGCCCCCCAGUCCCAAAUGUAACCAGGAAUGUGACUGUCCUAUAAACUUCCGCACUGCCAUGUACUGUGACAGUCGCAAUCUGAAAUUUGUGCCUAUAGUUCCCACUGGAAUUCAGUACUUGUACCUUCAGGACAAUGGAAUUGAAGAAAUAAAGAAAGGAGUUUUUGAUAAUGUCACAGACACUCUACGUUGGCUAGUACUGGAUAAUAACAAUCUAACCAAUGCUAAAAUAGAAAAGGGCACUAUUGAUAAGCUUACAGCCCUGGAGAAGCUGUACUUUAGCAACAACUUAAUCACUGAGCCCAUCAUUCCUCCCUCCAAAUUUCUGGAUGAACUGAAGAUGAUGCACAACAAGUUGACCAAAUUCCCAGGUGGACUUUUGACAGACAAGGAGAAUUUGACAUUAAUCAACCUUCAGUAUAAUGAGCUAACUUCAGAAAGUAUUGCAGGGGCUUUUAAAGGGCCGAAGAAGCUGCUGGCACUUGAUGUGAGCCACAACAAGCUGAAGAAACUCCCGGCCGGAGUGCCCAGUUCACUGGAAAUGCUCUACGCUGAUUACAAUGAUAUAGAGAGUAUUGGAGCCGGGUAUCUGAACAAGCUGCCCGCUCUGCAGUAUCUGCGGUUGUCCCACAAUAAGCUCAAGGACUCAGGUAUUCCUGCAGGAGUCUUCAAUGUGACAACACUGGUGGAGCUGGACCUGUCCUUCAACAAACUGCAGUCCAUCCCUGAGAUCAAUGAGGGUCUGGAGCAGUUGUACCUGCAGGCCAAUGAGAUCACCAAGUUUGAGCUGACCAGCUUUUGCAAGCAUAUUUCUCCCCUCAACUAUUCUCGCCUGAAGCAUCUGCGUCUGGACGGCAACAACAUCACCCACAGCAGCAUGCCUCCAGAAUACUCCAACUGCCUGCGCCAGGCCUCAGACAUCAUGUUUGAGUGAUAGCACUAUAAAGAAGUUCUGGCACUUAUGAGCACCGUCUGCUCUGCAGAACAGCUCAUACCAGCCCGGAUCAAAGGCACAACAAAUAUCAACAUUUCUUUUAACUUUCACUUAAAGCAUUUGAGAGAAAAUAAACAAACUGAAAACA